This is a messenger RNA of Phycodurus eques (leafy seadragon), 4366 nucleotides long. RefSeq names its product integrin alpha-3-like. Gene Ontology annotation, biological process: integrin-mediated signaling pathway; leukocyte migration; cell adhesion mediated by integrin. The transcript has 27 exons. Lineage: Eukaryota; Metazoa; Chordata; Actinopteri; Syngnathiformes; Syngnathidae. The record is from RefSeq and is a predicted model, not a curated record. Gene Ontology annotation, cellular component: external side of plasma membrane; integrin complex. Gene Ontology annotation, molecular function: integrin binding. The coding region runs from base 82 to 3396 and encodes 1104 amino acids.
GACGAGCGCUGGCGAGCAGCCGUGCGGAAAUCCGAUCGACGGCCUGACGAGGAUUCUUCGGCGUCUUCAUCGCAACAGGGCAUGUUUGUGUGUGGGAGCGUCUCCAUGGCGACAUGCGUGAGUUUGUUGUUGAGCACGUGUGUAUUAGCGUGUGCGGCGUCCAACGUGGACACGCGCUUCCCGCUGCUGAAGACGGGAGCAGACGGAACUUUGUUUGGACUUUCCGUCGCUUUGCAUCUUGACCUCAAGUCACACAAGCACCUCCUAUUGGUCGGAGCUCCCAGAGAGAGGGCGGAGCCCGAUGUCCCGGCCAAUCGAACCGGGGGCGUCUACAGCUGCCCGAUAACUGCCGACCAAUCGGAUUGCAGGAGGCUAUCGCUCAUUAAGCAAGACUUGGACCCGUCCGAGGACCUGGUUGAGGACAUGUGGUUGGGCGUGUCGCUGGCCAGUCAAGGGCCACCCGGGGGGCGGGUCCUGGCGUGCGGUCAUCGCUUUGUGAAGGUUUACGGUGCGUCCGAACUCAGACACAUGAUCGGUCGCUGUUAUAUCCGCGGCGACGACCGGCGCCACGAUGGCGCAGACGACCAGUGGCGGUCCCUUGAGCAGGUGUGCAGUCACCUGGGGGACGUGAGCAGAGAGGUCAUGUGUAGCUCGGGAAUGUCUGCCGCCAUCUUUCGGCAUGACAUCAUCAUCGGAUCGCCAGGAAGUUACCAAUGGCAAGGAAACGUCCACGUGACCUGGACCAAUCCUCACGUCAUCUUUGACACCAGGAGGAGUUCCUUCCCAAACCUGCAGCGCAGGAACAUCUACUUAGGCUAUUCAGUCACUCAGGCUGCUGGUCUUCUCUCUCAGGAUGACGUCACCAUAGUAACAGCAGGCGCGCCGAAGGACACCAAAGAGGACGCCCGCGGUUCUGUGCUCCUAGCGGUCAAAGAUGCCGGCGCCGGGCUGGCCAUCCGGCAGACGCUCCGAGGAGAGCAGACGGGCUCGUACUUCGGGAACGCCGUGGCUGCCGCGGACCUGGACAACGACGGGUGGCACGACCUGCUGGUGGGCGCGCCUUUUUACUUCCGGCGGCAGCAGGAAGUGGGCGGGGCGGUUUACGUGUACAUGAACGCGGGGGGGCGCUUCCGCUCGACGCCCACGUUGGCGCUGAAGGGGCCGCCCGCUUCGGCGUUCGGAAUGGCCGUCGCACACGCCGGCGACCUCGACGGAGACGGCUUCCAGGACUUUGCGGUGGGCGCUCCGUUUCAUGGAACAGGAAGUGUGAUGAUCUGGUGCGGGAGCAGCACCGGUGUCUCCAGCCAGCCCAGCCAGGUGAUCAGCGGAAGCAGUUUGUCCCCUCGCUUGUCCACUUUCGGGUUCUCGUUGUCCGGCGGACUGGACGUGGACGGGAACCGACAUCCAGACCUUCUGGUCGGCUCGCUGGACGACACCGCUGUCCUGCUGAGGUCUCGUCCGGUGAUCCACCUCAACAAAACCAUCAGAGUGUCCCCAAAUAUUGUGAAGCCCAACACUUGCGACUUUUGUAUUGAGGUGGAGGUGUGUUUCUCGUACACGUGGAGCACCGGUGACACGCGCCAGCGAGACAACAUCACCGUCCGGUUCAGCGUGGCUGCCGACGUUGGCAGCCCGAAGCCCCGCUUGCGUUUCCGUGGCAAUGGUCAGAGCGCGUACUCGGGCUCCAUGCUGGUUCCGCAGCGGCGUUGCAGAACUCUGAUCGUCGGACUGCCGACUCCCGUACGAGACCACGUGGCCGCGUUGGUGUUCUCGCUGAACGCGUCCGUGCAGCAGAAGAUGCCCAAGAACAAAGAGCCCCUCCAGGACCUGGCGUCCUUCCCGGUACUGAGCCGCAGAUCCCGACCAGUCAGGACUCAGGUGCACAUCCAGAAGGCGUGCGGUUCCGAUAACCGUUGCCACAGUAACCUGCAGAUGGCAGCUCACUUCACCGACGCCAGGCAGCAGCCGCUGAGCACGUGGUCUGGCCGUCAGGUGUGGUCCUACGGGGGCGGCGCGGACCGUCUUCUGCUGCGGGUCAACAUCAGCAACACAGAGGAGGACGCUCACUUGGCCCUGCUUAACGUCACGGUCCCGCCGGCACUGGUCUACUCCGGAGUCCGGACUAAGAGUGGCAUCCAGAAAGUCCAAUGUUCCGUGGAAGGUUUCGUGGUUCUGUGUGAGCUGGGAAACCCUUUCCAAAGUAACCAGACGGUUGAAGUGUGGAUCAUUUUUGAGCCUUCAGAGACCAGCUGGGACACUUGGGAGGUGGAGACGCUGCUGCAGAUGUCUACGCUCAGCGAGCAGACGGACUUGUCUCCAGUCUCGCUCUCCUUGAUGAUCAACUAUUCUGUGGACAUGUCCCUCACCUUGACCCGUCAACCGGGCCCCGUCCCCUUCAGCGGUCACGCGGUGGGCGAGUCGGCCAUGAGGACAACGGAGGACGUGGGCCCUCUGCUCAUCUUCACUUUCCAGGUGCACUUGGGCGGGAGUUGCCGAGGCAACCCGGAGCUGGCGUUCAAUUGGCCGAGCGAGUUGUCCAACGGGAAGUGGCUCCUCUACCUGACGGAGAUCUCGCUGAACGGAAGCGCGGAAUCGCGAUGUGUUCCGCCCGGCAAUGUGGUCAACCCUCUGCGCCUGAAGAUGUCCAGAGAGGCGAGCGGGAGGGAGAGGCAGACUCCGGCGCAGGAAGAGGAAGUGAGGAAGGACAAGGGGACGGGACACGGCACGCCUGUCCGUCACUUGCAGACCAACAACAAGUCUUACGUCCUGGACUGCGUGAACGGCGGCGCCAAGUGCGUGCACUUCACGUGUCCGCUGCCGCACGUGAAGAAGGGCGCCAGUGUGACGUUACGAGCACGAUUGUGGAAGGCCACCAUGUUGGAGCACUACAUGGACGCCAGGGCCGUGCUGCUGCGGGGGCGGGCCACUCUCAGGCUGGGGACCUUCAACACGGAAGCCCACAGCGCACAGGUGCUACUAGCGCCCCCUGCAGCCAACGACAGCGACGACAACAUUGACGCGGCGCCGCUGUUGUUUGCAGAUGGAGGUCCACGUUUAUCCCUACCCGGAGCGGCGGGUGGGCAGCGGCGCCCCCCUGUGGAUGAUUGCGGCGUCCGUCCUGGCUGGGCUGGGCCUGCUGGCUCUCAUCUGCGCGCUGCUGUGGAAGAGCGGCUUCUUCGUGCGCGGCGGCACGUGGCGGGCGGCGCAGCACCGGGGUCGGAUCGUAGCGGCGGAGGAGCGGCACGCGUGCCGGGACGGCGUCUCGACCGAGACCUGAACCCGAACGCCGGCACACCUGGACCGCUGCGGACUGACGCCCCGCAGCCGCAGCCGUCCCAAAGGGGGACUCUCGAGUCAGCGGGGGUCACCGACGCGGUGCCCGCAGGCACCCGGUAGCCCAUGUGGACCACGAGUAGGCCUGUUCUAAAAAUAGCUCACCAGUUCGAUGUAUUUUCUUGUUGCAUUUUUAAAUCAUAUUUGCAUUGGUGUACAUUUGGGGAAUGACAAUAUUUUUUAAGAAGGUUCAAAGGUCAGCGUUGUCGCGCUCGUGGAGGCACGUUAGCGAGCGUAACGAUGAGAUGAUUUAGUCCUCGUGUGAUUUCAGAAGUGUGUAUGCAACUGGAAGCCCUUCGCAUUCAUCAGCACACAAGGAGCGCUCCCUUUCAAAAAGGUCGUGACCCCUGCUCCGUGUGUAUGUCGUGGUUCCUUGCAGUCUGUUGUUUGGAUUGUUUGUUUCUGCAACUUGAAAUCAAGCGUUUGUUGUUUAGUAUUUGUAUCGUGUCUUUUGUGAAACUUGUUAGGCUAAGCUAAUGACUGUGACACGUCCUCGUUGUUUUGAUAAACUUUGUGACGUCAAACUUGUUUGUGGAUUAAUAGAAACUUUUCAGCAGAAUCGGGUCAACAUUUGACUUGAAACACAAACACACGGGACCCGUCAGCAAACACAAAAGCGACAACAGGCAACAUUUAUUUAGGUACAAUUUUUAUGUAAUUUAUUUGUUGAUGUGGAAUACCUUUGAAUUGAACGACGAGGUAGUUUUUUGCCUCUAUGUAACACAAUGUUGAUGUUUAAGCUGUGCAUGAUAACAUGUUUAAUUUCUAAAAUGUCUCGUUGUUGGGCCUGCUACCCGACUGUGUGUAUAUAUAUAUAUAUAUAUAUAUAUAUAUACACGUUAUUUUCCUUCUACUCCUUUUUGAACACUGAGUCGCACGUUUUGAUCUGCUCCCAUGCUCCGAGCAUGCUGUGAUGCCACGUCCUGUCACAUUGUACAGUUUGGAGUAUAUGUAUGUAUUUGUAUUUUCUUCGUUUUCCCCGGCCAGGUCGGCACCGCAACUGUUCGAUGAAUCGGUUUUUUUUUUAUACUGC